Messenger RNA from Musa acuminata AAA Group (dessert banana), 1101 nucleotides. Its product is annotated as serine/arginine-rich splicing factor RS31-like. The record is from RefSeq and is a predicted model, not a curated record. The coding region runs from base 119 to 856 and encodes 245 amino acids. Lineage: Eukaryota; Viridiplantae; Streptophyta; Magnoliopsida; Zingiberales; Musaceae. Gene Ontology annotation, cellular component: nuclear speck. Gene Ontology annotation, biological process: mRNA splicing, via spliceosome. The transcript has 6 exons. Gene Ontology annotation, molecular function: RNA binding.
AGUCGGUCCACUACUCGAUUUAAGACGGCUUAGCGCCCCUCAUCGGAAGGCGUUCUUUUAUCCUUGGCUGGUCGCCUCGCAUCUCUUGAUUUGCUUCCUUCGUGAUCGGUUCGGAACGAUGAGGCCUGUUUUCGUUGGAAAUCUGGAGAGCGAUACUCGCCAUUCCGAUCUCGAUCGGCUUUUCUCCAAGUAUGGAAGGGUAGAUCGCAUCGACAUGAAGUCUGGAUAUGCUUUUGUUUAUUUUGAGGAUGAGCGUGAUGCUGAAGAUGCCAUUCAUAGGCUUGAUGGUAUACCUUUUGGUUAUAGUAGACGCAGGCUGUCAGUCGAGUGGUCAAAGCAGGGAGGACGUGGACCAAGGGAUCGUGAUGGUUCCAGGCCAGCAGCAAACACGAGGCCUACUCGAACUCUUUUUGUUAUCAAUUUUGACCCAAUUCAUACAAGGGUCAGGGACAUUGAAAGGCAUUUCGAAUCUUAUGGGAAGAUUUUAAAUGUUCGGAUCAGAAGGAACUUUGCAUUUGUUCAGUUUGAAACCCAGGAGGAAGCCACAAAAGCCCUUGAAUGCACCAACCUUAGCAAGAUAUUGGAUAGGAUGGUAACAGUUGAGUACGCCUUUAGGGAUGAUGAUGAUGGUGAUCAUGGUGACGUGCGUGAUAGCCGAGGUGGUUAUGGGAAGCAGGACGAUAGGGCAUAUGGACGCUCUGACAGCCCAGGAUACCGAAGGGAUCGACCUAGUCCUGAUUAUGGACGUGCAAGGAGUCCUGUCUAUGACCGAUACAAUGGUCCUUCGCAUGAUAGGAGUCCGGAGUAUGGUCGUUAUCGAAGCCGCUCUCCUCCUGGUCGAAGAUCGAGGACUUGAAGAUCAUGCAGGGGAUGUGAAUGAAGAAAUUUUGUGCUGGUUCUGUUGUUGAUUGCACUUGUCGUUUUUAGACAUCCUAAAUAUUAUGCAUAUGAUACUGCAUAGAAUGUCAUGGCUAGAUAUUAGUUUCUUUACUUAAAAUCUGAUGAUUGUUAUGUUGGGUGACUCUUUGCUGGCAACUUGUUCAGUGUAUUAGCUGUUUUAACCUCUUGGAAUGCUGGUAGCAUUUAUAUUUGCCCGUUUAA